AUGUCCAUGCUAGACAAAUUCAAGAAGGGCGCACAGAAGGCGGGCAUUCAGGCCACGGCUCUCGUCAAAGAAGGCUCCUCGCGCGUGGCGAGUGGCUCUAGAGACUUCGUGCAAGGAUUCACGCUGCCGGGGGAAGCUGAGAAGGCAGCAAAGAUCCUUGAGAGUUUCCUUGCUAACCCCAAUCAUCCCGAAUCUGCACUCAACUCAGUACCUACAGCCGUCCUCCAGCGUGCAAGAGGUCUCGCCGUAUUUCAAGUGCUCAAGGCUGGAUUCAUGUUCAGCGGGAAAGCUGGCUCUGGCCUAGUCAUCGCGCGGCUCCCGGAUGGAUCAUGGUCUGCGCCCUCGUGCAUAGCAACUGGUGGACUCGGGUGGGGCCUCCAAAUCGGCGCGGACAUCACAGAUUUUGUGAUCGUACUGAACAGCGAGGAUGCAGUCAAGGCAUUCAGCAUAGGCGGAAAUGUCACCAUCGGCGGAAACAUCAGCGCCUCAGCGGGCCCUAUUGGCACUGGCGGGAGCGUCCAGGCCACCUUGGCUCACCCUGCACCCAUGUUCUCAUACUCGAAAUCGAAGGGUCUUUUCGCUGGUCUCUCGCUGGAGGGCACUGUUCUUAUAGAGCGGAAAGACGCUAACCGCGACUUCUACGGAUCACCUGUACCUGCACGUGAUAUCCUUGGCGGGCGUGUGCCUCCACCCGAAGUUGCUUCGCGUUUGUACGAGAUCAUCGAGGCUGCGGAAGGACUGGAUGAGACAGGUGUCCCGCAAGCUGCAUACGUGCCUAGUGCUACUGGCGAGCAUAUGAACAUCGGAAGUAAUCACAUGGUGUUUGAUGCGGAAGCACAUUAAUGGUUGGUACUGGCUUUGAGUAGGCAGUGGUGUAUAUAUGAGCUCCAUGCUUUUCCCUUGUAUUGAUUUUUCUCCAGCUCUUAUGGUGUAGAUCUUAUACCUGAUUGCAAUCCCAUCAUGUCAGAUCCUCUAAUUAUUCGGGGAGGGUAGCAAAUAUAAUGCAUAUGUAGCACAUCCAGGAAGGUAUCAACAUCCAGUAAUGUGAUGAGUAAUAAUAGCAUUUAAAGCAUCUAAAGCAGCUCGACUCCAAAUAUGUAUGAAGUUCAAGCAUCUGGCAAGACAAAUGUAUCCCAGAAUCCAGCGGUUCCGUUGGUUGUAGCUGUAUCUGUAGCGUCGAGGCCCAGCAAUCGCAUCACGAGGUUGUAGAUCUCGACAUUCUGGAACCCUGGCAUCACGUAUUCUCCUGUGCCAUCAUCCUC
Suillus fuscotomentosus is the source of this 1262-nucleotide messenger RNA. RefSeq lists its product as uncharacterized. The record is from RefSeq and is a predicted model, not a curated record. Gene Ontology annotation, biological process: actin filament bundle assembly; actin cortical patch localization. Gene Ontology annotation, molecular function: phosphatidylinositol binding; actin filament binding. The transcript is spliced from 4 exons. Gene Ontology annotation, cellular component: actin cortical patch. Lineage: Eukaryota; Fungi; Basidiomycota; Agaricomycetes; Boletales; Suillaceae. The coding region runs from base 1 to 843 and encodes 280 amino acids.